GGUGUGCUUGUGUGGACCCUCCAAUCGCGCGUCACAUCUGAUCGUCCUGCAGUUUGCUGUUCCCACUACGUGUGGUUCCAGAUAUCCAGCCUAUGCGCACAGAACGCCCCCGUGUAAUAGGAUAUGGGCUGAAACGAAUUCGUUUUCGAAGAUGGUUGUGAAAUAUGUUAGUUAUAUUGUAUUUGGGGAAUGUGGAAAGUGGACUUGGACAUCCCACAGUCCGAUGACGUUAAAGGAUUGAGUGUUCACACUAUAAGCCUCAUUGAAUAUUGGUCCUUAUAUGUAGCUGGGGAAUUUUCUCUAAUCAGACGAGGCGACAGUCUAGGUAACCGGGAUCGGUUGCUAUGAUGUACAGUUCUGUUGGUUGAGUGAGACCUCACAUUACAAGUGUCUACUCGGGUACGGCUUCCAUUUAAUAUAUGUGAAUGCACACGACUGUGCUGUGCAGCACUUGCGUGGUUGUGACCUGGGUGAGUAACCUCUGCUCUUUCUUCCUAGGGCAAUGGGUAGGAGUUCAAAAAAGUGGAACUACGUGCUGCAUUCCAGGAUGCCACCACAACAACAUGUGCAAUAGGAACGUAUCAUGGCACAUCUUUCCAAAAGACAGCCACAUUCGACAGCUGUGGAUCCAGGCCAUUGUAGAGAAGACAGUGUUACCUCAGAGCUGGGAGCCUAAGCCUAGCUACAAGGUCUGUGGUUGCCACUUCAAUCCAAGUUCCCCAAUUCCUUGAGCCAGGCACAUUUUCUGUGGUCACCAACAAAGCUGUAGAAAGUCCCACUGAGGUCAUUGCCGCUGCGGCAGAGCCAAUGUCCCCGGUGCCAGCCUUGAGUGUGAGCAGCACCACAACUAACGACUCAGUCGGUCUGCUUUGGGACUCCGUGAGCUUUCCAACGUGUGUUUCGCACGAAAUAACCAUGGAGUGUGAGGAUACAUCUUCAAGAGCUUCUGGUGUUGAGGAACAGAGCACAAGACUGCUGUGGGACUCCAUGGACUUUCCCAUGCCUGUUUCACUUGAAAUGACAAGGUGUGAAGAUGUGCCCUCAAGAGCUCCUGGUGCUGGGGAACACGACUCGGAAGAGCAUGGUACAGAGCCUCGAUCAUCCACCCCUGUUGGACAAGACGGUACAGCUCCUCAUUCAGAAGAAUGUCAACAUCCUGUGAAGAAGCAAGGUGGUCGGGAAACGGUGAAGCAAGUUGAGCAAUGUGUUCACCAAAGAAAGGUUGCAACACUUGAAGGCACGAUCGAGCAGCAAAAGCGUCACAUCGUGAGGCUCCAGGAAAGCCUGGCAAAGGAGCGUAAUGGUCACGAACAGAGGGUUCAAGAGCUCCUCAAAGAAAACGAGCAGCACAAGCUGCGUAUCUGCCACCUCGAAGGCAGGCUUGCAGAAGGCGUGAAGCAGACCUCUGAGAAAACAAAUGUGUCGUUCACCGUGCAGCUCAUGUCGGACGUUGAAAGGCUCCGGUUCUACACGGGCUUCAGCUCUGUUGAACGAUUUCAGCGUUUUGUUGAGUUUGUGUCUGAUGGAUACAAGGUGCACAAGGAGGGCCAAACCGGAAAGGGUAGGCCACCGACAUUUUCAGUUGAGGAUCAGCUGAUCCUCGUUCUCAGUCGUUUGCGACUAGGGCUGCUUGAAAAGGACCUGGCUUAUCGUUAUCAGGUUAGCCUGAGCACCAUCAGCAGGUUAUGUACCUUUUGGGUCCAGUUUCUAGCCGACUAUCUAGAGUGCACCCCCGUCUGGCCUUCCCGACAAGUAGUCGAUGAAUGCAUGCCUUCGGUAUUUAAGGAACUUUAUCCCACCACACGUGUCAUUUUGGAUUGUACAGAGUUGUACAUUGAAGCCCCCAGUGAUUUCCGCACACAGAGCGAUACUUUCUCAGCAUACAAAUCGCACAAUACAGCAAAGGGGUUAUUAGGAAUUUCACCGAACGGAUUUGUCAGCUUUGUCAGUGACCUGGCUCCGGGAAGGAUGUCUGACAAGAUGCUGAUGCAGAACAGCGGACUUUACCGUCUCCUGGAAGCAGGAGAUUCUGUUAUGGCCGAUAGAGGUUUCCUAAUUGAGGAAGAGCUGAAGGAGCGGAAUGUUGAGUUAAACAUUCCACCUUUCCUCAGCGGAAAACCCCAACUGUCCUGAGAGGACGAAAUGAAAACACGGAAAAUUGCUAAAGUUCGGGUGCAUGUGGAGCGAGUUAUUGCUCAAGUGAAGUCAUUCACAAUUCUAAAGUUUGUUUUUCGCAAUUCCAUGUCCCAGUUGCUAAACCCCACCUGGAAAGUAUGCACGUUGCUGUGCAAUUUUACUUCCGACCCACUUCUCGAUAGGUCUGAGGACUUGCGCUAACCCGAUUCCGGCUUGUGCAGUCAAAAUGUUGGCACCGAUGUCUUUUUCAUUGUGUAUUUUCCCAAGUUUUAUGUAGAUAAUUGGCUUCUUUUGUUAUUGCUUGAUACACAA
Messenger RNA from Ixodes scapularis (black-legged tick), 2448 nucleotides. RefSeq lists its product as uncharacterized. The transcript has 6 exons. The record is from RefSeq and is a predicted model, not a curated record. NCBI's taxonomy places the organism in Eukaryota, Metazoa, Arthropoda, Arachnida, Ixodida, Ixodidae.